GGAAUCCAAUGGGUAUAGAGACCUAUAAUCAAGUCGAGUCCAACAAACGCACAAGGAGUGUGUGAGACAUUUGGGUAGAGGCGGAGCGAGAGAGAGAUAAAUAGGAGAGGCUAAAUGGCGACCGAGUCCGACUUAGCGAUGGAGGCACAGACGGAGGCUGUGACGUCGGAGGAGACAGUGAUGAAACAGCCGCACAGGUUGGAGAGAAAGUGGACGUUCUGGUUCGACAACCAAUCCAAGCCCAAGCAAGGCGCUGCCUGGGGCACCUCUCUGCGCAAACUCUACACCUUCGACACCGUCGAAGAGUUCUGGUGUUUGUAUGAUCAGAUAUUCAAGCCAAGCAAGUUCCCUGCAAAUGCAGAUUUUCACUUGUUCAAAGCUGGGACUGAACCUAAAUGGGAAGAUCCCGAGUGUGCUAAUGGAGGAAAGUGGUCCAUUCCCGCCAAUAAAAAGGCUAACCUUGAUAGCAUGUGGCUAGAAACUUUGAUGGCCUUGAUUGGAGAGCAAUUUGAUGAUGCUGAUGAGAUCUGUGGUGUGGUUGCUAGUGUGCGCCAGAGGCAGGACAAACUUGCGUUAUGGACCAAGACAGCCGCAAAUGAAGCUGCCCAGAUGAGCAUUGGGAGGAAGUGGAGGGAUGUCAUUGACGUCACUGAUAAAAUGACUUACAGCUUCCAUGAUGAUUCUAAAAGGGAGAGAUCAGCCAAAGCUCGAUACAAUCUGUGAUUGUGCAAUUAAUUUGCUGUGCGAUUUUCUUCUCUCAGUUGUGGGAGUGAUGAAGGCCAAUGAAAUUGCUUUGAUGUUAUUUUUGUUAGGAUUGUUGGUUAUAUAUUUCCUAAAGUGACCUGUGUUUGAGGGUCGUAUAUCCCAUAUGGUUUUUCAUAUAUUGCUCCUUGGGAUUACUAUAUUCACUAAUGGCUGUUUUGUCAUGCUAGAGACUCAACUUGCGAACGAUAAUAGAAAUUGCGUUUUGCUCU
Messenger RNA from Juglans microcarpa x Juglans regia, 974 nucleotides. RefSeq names its product eukaryotic translation initiation factor-like. Bases 115 to 723 code for a protein of 202 amino acids. Gene Ontology annotation, molecular function: translation initiation factor activity; RNA 7-methylguanosine cap binding. NCBI's taxonomy places the organism in Eukaryota, Viridiplantae, Streptophyta, Magnoliopsida, Fagales, Juglandaceae. The transcript has 5 exons. Gene Ontology annotation, biological process: translational initiation. The record is from RefSeq and is a predicted model, not a curated record. Gene Ontology annotation, cellular component: eukaryotic translation initiation factor 4F complex.